This is a messenger RNA of Cadophora gregata, 309 nucleotides long. RefSeq lists its product as uncharacterized. The transcript has a single exon. Lineage: Eukaryota; Fungi; Ascomycota; Leotiomycetes; Helotiales; Ploettnerulaceae. The record is from RefSeq and is a predicted model, not a curated record. The coding region runs from base 1 to 309 and encodes 102 amino acids.
AUGGGGCUGUUUGAUUCGUUCUCUUCCGCUGGUCCAAGCCAAGGUCUUCAAAUGAACGGCUCACCAUUCAUGCAAAACGGAGUCAACAUCUUUGACGAGAACAACCGCUCAAUGAACAACAGCUUCACCAAUGCCUGGGUUCCUGAGAGAAGUGAGUCCCCUGCUCCUUAUACUCGUUACGCCACCCACUUGUUCGACAAUUAUGAUGGCAACAACGAGAAUAUCGAAGACGGUGCUGGUUUCAUGAACACCCCCGAAGUCGAAGCCGAUCGCGAGAACGAGGAUGCUGACAGCUUCCGCCACUUCUAA